Messenger RNA from Xiphophorus maculatus (southern platyfish), 2791 nucleotides. RefSeq names its product high affinity immunoglobulin gamma Fc receptor I-like. Lineage: Eukaryota; Metazoa; Chordata; Actinopteri; Cyprinodontiformes; Poeciliidae. Gene Ontology annotation, molecular function: transmembrane signaling receptor activity. Gene Ontology annotation, biological process: cell surface receptor signaling pathway. The record is from RefSeq and is a predicted model, not a curated record. Bases 16 to 876 code for a protein of 286 amino acids. The transcript is spliced from 8 exons.
CAGCAGGGAGGAAGCAUGAACUUCACAGCCCUUUGCGCUGCUGUUGGAGGAUUUGAAACACAUAAAAGGGAAGCUGGUGAAAAGGCAAAAGAAGAACACUUGGAGAGUGUAAGAGCCCAGCAGAACCUAAGAUGUGCUGUUGUGAGAAUCCUCCCAAACAGAUCUCAGUUCUUUCCGUAUGAAUCAGUUACUCUGAGCUGUGUGGACAGUGAAAACUCUCCCGACUGGACGGUGAAGAGAAACACGGCCGGCAACGAAACGGCAGACUGGGGAAAGAGAAAUGGGUCGCAGCAUGUAAUAGAUGCCGUUUACCCGUUUGACAGCGGACGGUACUGGUGUGAGUUCAGAACCGGAGCAUGCAGCGAGGUCAUUAAUGUCACUGUGACAGAUGGCCCUGUGAUCCUGCAGAGUCCCGUCCUUCCUGUAGCCGAGGGGGACGCAGUGAUUCUUCGCUGCAUCCACAGCGACGCCUCUUCCUCCUCCAACUUCACCAAGUUUUACAAAAACGGCCUCCUGAUCGGGAGCAGCUCGACUGGGAGCAUUGCAGUCCGAGAUGUUUCCGAGUCUGAUGAGGGUCUCUACAAAUGCAGCAUCACUGGAGCAGGGGAAUCCCCAGAGAGCUGGCUGUCAGUCAGAGGAUGCGAGCUAGACUCCUUUCACUUUCAUCCCAUAUACGUGUUACUUCCUGUGGUUGCCGCCUGCCUCUUGUUUGUCUGUGGGAUGCUGCUGUGUCUCAGGAGGAAGGUCAGAGCAAUGGUGGGUGCUGACGUGUCCUACACUGACGUCACCUUCCCACACAGAGAGCUGCCGAAGACAAACGCAGAGACGACUUCAGAGCUACUGCUGUACUCAACAAUCAAUCCAGGAAGCUGCUGAAAGGAAACCGCCUGAUAUGAUCACAGUCACAUUCUUUGUUGGGUCUUUAUGUAUUUUAUGUGGUCAGUAAGUAAGUGUGUGGAUGGAGGGCUAAUGUAAAAACGAGUCUUUUUGUGUGAAAGUCCUUCACAUAUUCAAAAUUAUGUGAAAUGUUUCUCAUUUCCGUUUGUUUUAAAAUCAGAACAAAACAGGAAAUGUUUUGACUUAAAUCUCACAAAACAUCCUGCUUUACGUUAUCCUGCGUUUUACAUCCUGAGUUUUGAUAUUUUCUCAGUGGCAGAUCUUCCCAGUCAGACAUAAUAUUUUUUGCUACUUUUAUUUUUAAAUACAAUGUAACUUCCUGUGACAGAAAUGUUUUUGUCAAUGUCAAGUGGGAUUUCUACAGCUUCUAAGAGUAUUUGAAUGCAGCAUUAUGAUAAAUAAAGAUACGUUUUUAAGGUGAGGGUAAUAUUCAGUAACAGUUGUUUGGAGAGGACAUUGUGAUUUAGGAAACAGGUUAUAUUGAAAGAGGUUUGAAACCCAGGUGUCAUUUAAUUUCAAAUCCCAACCCCUACAAAUCAUCAACAUGACUGUUGAUAUGUUAAAUAAUUCUGCACAAAGUCCCUUAAGUGAAAGGUCAUCGACUUGUCAAACAAAAAAACAUACCUGUGGUUCAAUCAUCCAGAAACUCUCCGGUCUCCCGGCUCUGUGUCCUUUAUAUUUGGAGGCAGAAAAUACUGGACUCUUGUUGACCGUGUCGUAAACGUUCUGCUGUUUUUGAACGUCUGGCAGAUGGGUUUGUAUCUCCACCUUUCCGAGACGUUUCCUUCCUCCAAGAUCCCUGGACGUCGGGUGGAAUCUGAUGCAGAAAGAACUCCGUGAAUUCACCACUUCAGUUUCCACAGGAAUCACAGAGGAAAGGAUCAGAGCAGCGAAGGUCAUCAAGCUUUUCAAUGCCAGAAACUCCAUCAUCAGCUUGGAUUCCAGAGGCUGAGAAGUUUGAAGUUUGUUUUAUCGGUCCUGGUCGUUUCUUGGACAGAGUUCUUCUGGACUGAGUGCUGAGACGUUGGUUCUGGAGUCUGAUGGAGAAGAAACUCUUCCACCUUUGGGGGAAUCACGUCCCUCAGGGCUCAGACGAUUGAUGCCAUGAAAGCAAGUCUUCUAAAAGAACAAGCAAGUCACUAAGUAUUAAGUCACUGGAAAAAGUUUUAAGAUACGUUUAAAGAUAGGUAACACGUGCUCAAUAUAAGGUUAGAUGGUUGUGAUCACAUUAUUAUUGAUAAUAACUCAUUCAAAGUCACUACAACACUGCAAACAUAACGAAAACUGAGGAACAUCCUACCUCUUCCAAACGAAUGAGGCGAACUCGUCUUCACCUGAGACUCAGACGAUCAGUUGCACUGAAGAAAGACUCUUGUUUCUCCUCAGUGUUGGUCAGAACCAUUUCCUCUUUUCUUGUUUUACUCUGUGAAAUCAAAACCUAAAUGCACUUCACCUCAAAUUCGCUGAAUACGGUUUUGCACUUUUUGUGUUUUUGCAAACUCAAGUAGUCACAGGCUGAAGUUAUUCUUUAGCCAUGUAAAUUUACCUCUUUUUUUUUCUCUACAAGGAACGUGUGUAAUCGACUUUCUGAGGUAGGAUGUGUGUAAAAAUUAAAAGAGGAAACACUAACAAAUGACAGUCGACCUAUCAGUUGUCUUUAAGGUGGAGAGAAAAUUUUGAAAUAUACCUGUAGAAUUUUUUUUUUUAAAGGCUUUUGUGUCAGUACCAAGAAAAACACGAAGCAUUUAAAAAUAUGAAUUAUGACAAGUAAUACUUGAUGACCUCAUUUUGUGUUGGAUUGAGGACCAAGGAAUUUAUACUUUUCUGUCUUUUAAGAAAAAGUCAUGUUUAAUAUGAAUAUGUUGAAUAAAGUUAUGGCUGCUUAUUGGCAAUA